UCCUGCGGUGAGUGUGCUAUGCUUGUGCAUACUGGAACUGCAUUGCCAGGUUGGAGACCUGGUGCCCAUGAAGCCAUGUGAGAAGUGCAGUUGUAGUAACAGGGCCAACGCCAGCAGCCCCCUGAACAUUAUAGACUGUGAGCCUAUACCCUGUGACACCAACUGCCCUGUGGGUUAUGAGUACCAGAUCAGCGCUAACCAGUGCUGUGGGACAUGUGUCCAAACAAGCUGCAUUAUCGUGCUGUUGAAUGCAACAUAUGCAUUAAAGCCUGGCUCCAUUUGGACUCCCGCUGGGAACCCCUGUGUGAAGUUUGAGUGUGUGAAGAUCGCUAAUCAGUUCAUCACCAUAGAAGCCAAGACAACCUGUCCCCUCUACGACCCUAAUGAAUGCAUACCGGGAACAGAGACCAUCACUCCAGACGGAUGCUGCCAUGUCUGUAUUCCGAAGGGUGAGCCAUGCGGUGUGUCCACCACACCUGUGUACCUGGAGAGCCAGGGCUGCCAUGCCAAAGACCUGGUCAAUGUCACAUCCUGUAGUGGAGCAUGUGGCACCUUCACCUUUUAUUCUACCAAAACAAGUUCCUUGCAGCACACCUGCUCCUGCUGCCAGGAGCUGGCUACAUCUGAGCGCCAGGUCCAGCUCUCCUGCCCUGACAACACAGAGCUCACUUACACCUACACCCACAUCGACACCUGCGGGUGCCUCAAGACAGAGUGUUCUGGGCCUGGCCACAGGGAAUUGGCAACCACUCCCCCUAGCGUCAAGUCACGUCGACGCAGGAGAUAAGGCAAAAACCAGGACAAGCAUAUGCAUUUGCCACUUAUCUAAUUACCAUUAAUUUAUAGAACUGUAAAUUAAGUUAUAUUUGAAUCAGCAUACAUAGUUCCUCUAGUUAUGUCUCAUGUAUCAGUGUACUUAGU
Messenger RNA from Perca fluviatilis (European perch), 921 nucleotides. Its product is annotated as mucin-2-like. The record is from RefSeq and is a predicted model, not a curated record. Gene Ontology annotation, cellular component: extracellular matrix. The transcript has 7 exons. NCBI's taxonomy places the organism in Eukaryota, Metazoa, Chordata, Actinopteri, Perciformes, Percidae. The coding region runs from base 68 to 787 and encodes 239 amino acids.